AUGUCCAACGGAUCCGUAUCUUUUCUUCCUUCUCAGGUCGACGCGCCUGUUUCUACGAGGCCACUCACUACCUCCGCGUCCCCGUUCGAUCUGCUCUACGCCGAUAUCGUGCUCUUCUUCCAAAACUGGAGAUAUCUCCCUGGAAUAGUCCUUCCCCUCACACCAACGCCUUCCGGGCCACUUGACGAGUUAUACCCUUCAGUGGCGAAUCUAUGGGCAAUCUCUGUCCAUGUCGUCCUGAUCGUCAUAGAAGGUGUUUACAUCCUGUCUAUUCCUCUAUCGCCGUUCUUCGUCAAUGCAGCUUUCAUCGCGUACUCUGGCACUGUCCUGAUUAUCGUGUAUAUGAUCUGUUUCCUUUUGAACAAGGGUGUAAGCGGGGAGUUUGUGUUUAGCGAUGAACAUUUGCUAGAAGGAUACGAGAAGAGGGACGGGGAAGUCUGGGUAUUUGUGAAUGGUGUCGCCGUGGGAAAGCACUGGUUGAAGAGCAACGUGAACAGACUCUCGGAAACAUUCCGCCGACGCAUCAUCGGCGUCCACAAUCCUACCGGCGGGAUCAUUUUUGACGUCAUCCAAUGCCUCGUCCAGCGCGACUUCUCCUACGACACGCCGGACGUGCGCCAGAGCUACGCCUACCUGAAAACCGCGCUGCUCGACCAGUCCGUGCACAAAGUCGUGUUCCUCGCGCACUCGCAGGGCGGCAUCAUCGCGUCCAUGGCGCUCGACUGGCUGUACGCCGAGCUCCCCGCGGCGGCCCUGUCCAAGCUCGAAGUGUACACCUUCGGCUGCGCGGCGAACCACUUCAACAACCCCGCGCGGCGCGCGUCCCACGUCCACCCCUACGACCGCCAACCCAACGGCACGUCCCCUCCCGCUCCCACGAACGGGCACACGCCGCACGACGCGCGCAUCGUCCCGCACAUCGAGCACUACGCGAACGGGCGCGACUUCGUCUCGCGCUGGGGCGUGCUGCACUUCGCCGCGUCCGCCUGCGCGAACCGCUUCGCGGGGCGCGUGUUCGAGCAGCGCGGCGCGAGCGGGCACCAGCUGGACCAGCACUACCUCGACACGAUGUUCCCGCUCGACGCCGCGCGCACGCGCGUGCGCGAGGAGAACGCGUUCAUGGACGCGCCGUGCGAGGUCGAUGCGGAGCUGGUGGUCGCCAGGGAGCAGCCGGCGGCGGACGCGAUUGGCCGGGCGCGGCGCAAGGGGAGCGGCGAGGAGCUGCGCCGCAGGUACGUUGACGCUGCGCGGGCGCAGGCGGCUGCUGCGAGGACGAUGCGGGUGAAGGACUUGAGCCGGCUUUGGCUCUACCGAAACGGAGAGGUGCCUGAGCAUAUCCCGGCGUCCCCUAUAGCGAACUAG
This is a messenger RNA of Sparassis crispa, 1362 nucleotides long. RefSeq lists its product as hypothetical. The record is from RefSeq and is a predicted model, not a curated record. The transcript is spliced from 3 exons. Lineage: Eukaryota; Fungi; Basidiomycota; Agaricomycetes; Polyporales; Sparassidaceae. The coding region runs from base 1 to 1362 and encodes 453 amino acids.